Molecule: messenger RNA, 259 nt
Organism: Meloidogyne enterolobii
Lineage: Eukaryota; Metazoa; Nematoda; Chromadorea; Rhabditida; Meloidogynidae
Source: the annotation of a GenBank genome assembly
UUUUGAUUUAUUAAGCAAAAAUUGUGAGGGAAAUAUGGACUUUGAUUGUUUUAAAAAAGAAUUUAUUCGAAAACCUGAAGAAUGGGAAAUUGUGGAUGAAAAUUAUAAAGGAGGACUAUUUAAAUAUUUAUUUACUUUCCAUUUGCUUCCUCUAUCAGCAGCUCCAAAACGCAAUAUAUUUGUUAAGCGUAUUAUGAAAGGGAGGUUGAAUGAAGCAAAAUGUGAUAUUUUUAUUAGAUUGGUGAGUUUGCUUGUUUAA